AUGGGUGAAGGGGUGAACGACAGUCGUUCUGCAGGAGGCAACUUCGAUGAUUCAAUUGAGAUUUCCUCUGACAGUCACAGGCCGUAUACUUCGAUUAUUGGACCGCUUAAAGAGGAGAUGUGGUCCAAGCUUGUAGAGUCUCUGGAGUUCAAUACUGGUGUUGUGCACCAAAUACCAGCACGUGUAGUGGAGAAUUGUUUUGCUGAACAACCAAGUUCAAUAUUGUUGAAUGAUGAGGAACUUGGUGAGGAGCAUCAAUGUUUUCUGAAGAGGAGGGAUACAACGAAUGAGGCAUUCCUUGCCAAGGGCUGGUACAAAUUCGCCAAAGGAAAAAAAUUAAUGAAGGGAGAUAUCUUGAGAUUCAUUAUUAGAUAUCCACCGGUGGAGGAAAUCAUCGUCCAUGUCGAGCAGAUUGAGCCAUUGUUUGCUAGAAAGCAUAAUGCAGAUCUAGAGAGCACGUGGUCGAUUGUAUACAACGAAGGUAUAAGUCAUCGAGUGGUUUAUAAUGAAAAUGAGGAUCAUCCAGUGCUAUUGUCAGAGUGGAAGGAGCUUCAAAAUCAUUACUUACUACCUGAUGAUGUCAUGGUCAUUGUGGGUUAUUACGGGAAGAACUUGUUUGAAGUUGUAGCAUUUAAAGAGAUUAACAGAUUUGAGGACUUACUGAAUGUUCAUAGUAGGCUUACCAACCACAAAGGGAUAUACGUUUUUGAUGUCCAGUUGACACCACUCAAUGUUUCGUCAAUAUUUUUAGUUGAGUGUAACAUGCUAUUUCAAGUAAUAUGGUAUGACGUACGUAUGGACGACAACGUUUGA
Vicia faba (fava bean) is the source of this 813-nucleotide messenger RNA. Lineage: Eukaryota; Viridiplantae; Streptophyta; Magnoliopsida; Fabales; Fabaceae. The record is from the annotation of a GenBank genome assembly.